Acaulospora morrowiae is the source of this 1437-nucleotide messenger RNA. Lineage: Eukaryota; Fungi; Glomeromycota; Glomeromycetes; Diversisporales; Acaulosporaceae. The record is from the annotation of a GenBank genome assembly.
AUGGACGAUCAAAUUUAUGACGGAGAAAGUGAGAGUAGUCCCGCCGAAAAGCUGCGAGCAAAACAAGAAAAAAAGAACUUGAGAAAGGCUCAAAAAAAAGCGGCCAAAAAUUCAAGCAGUUCUGCACCGGUAAUGUCUCCCGCAGCUAAGCAAGCGGAAUUACAAGAAAAAGUAAGAAUUCUGGUUAAUCAGCUGGCUAUACGUGAGGCGAUGCAACCUUCUAGUACCGGUAAUUCCCAGAGGGUAAAGGAUAUGAGCUCUCACAAGUUUUGGAGUACUCAACCUGUUCCAAAGCAUGGGGAGACCAUCGAGGAAGAAGGUCCCAUAGAGGAGAACACUCCACAUGAUCAAAUUCGCAAGGAACCGUAUACAUUACCAAAAGAAUUUGAAUGGUCAACUUUGGAAUUGAAUGAUGAGAGUGAGCUAAACGAGCUUUACACCCUUUUAACUAAUAAUUAUGUCGAAGAUGAUGAUGCGAUGUUCCGUUUUGAUUAUUCGGGUGAAUUUUUGAAAUGGGCCCUUCAACCACCAGGCUAUAAGAAGACAUGGCAUGUGGGUGUUCGUGUUAGUGCCACUAAACGUCUUGUCGCCUUUGUUAGCGGUAUUCCAGCCGACAUCCGGAUUUAUAACUCUCGUCAGCACCUUGUCGAAAUCAACUUCCUGUGUGUUCACAAGAAGCUUCGAAGUAAAAGAUUGGCGCCUGUCUUGAUCAAAGAGAUCACGAGACGUUCUCAUCUCGAGGGAAUAUUUCAGGCGGUCUACACAGCAGGUGUUGUUCUACCAAGGCCUAUUUCCAAGGCGCGUUAUUUUCAUCGCUCGCUUAACCCCAAAAAAUUAAUUGACACGAAAUUUUCGAGUCUACCUUCUAAUACUCCGAUGACGCGUCACGUUAAAAAGUAUAAGCUGCCGUCCGAGACCUCUACCCCCGGAAUUAGACCAAUGUUAGAAAAAGAUGUUCCUGCGGUCAGAGUAUUAUUAAACAAGUAUAUGAGUAAAUUUAAUUUUGUUGCAGUUUUCAAGACGGACGAGGAUGUGAAACACUGGAUUUUAACCAAGGAAAAUGUCAUCUGGUCCUAUGUUGUGGAGAACCCUGACACAAAAAAAGUGACGGAUUUUUUUUCUUUCUAUUAUCUACCUUCAUCUGUCAUCGGGAAUCCAAAUCACAAAACCGUCAACGCCGUAUACCUAUUUUAUUAUGCUGUCCAAGAAUCAGAUGAAAAGGCGAGAAAGAGCAGACUUCAAUUUUUAUUAAAAGAUGCGUUGAUUUUGGCGAAAUUGAAAGAUGUAGACGUAUUCAACUGUCUCGAUAUUCUAGAAAACAAAAUGUUCAUUGAUGAACUUAAAUUUGGUCCUGGAGAUGGAUACUUGAAUUAUUAUAUGUACAAUUGGCGUUGUAGGGAAAUGGGUAGUGAAGAUGUUGGAGUGGUCAUGUUGUAA